AUGGCGAUUGACCAGACCAGUGCUAUCGUCAUUGAGUGGUGCUUGUAUGUGACGAGUAUCAUUCUCGCCGGUUGUCGGUUUGGGGUGCACAUUCGAAACAAGACAACGUCUAUGGUUGUAGCCGAUCUGUGGCUCGUCCUCGCCGUCUUGAACUGCACUGCCUUGAUUGCUUGCGACACUGCAACAUACAAAGUAAAUGAGAUGAAUAACUUCAUCUCACCGUCGGAAUAUGUUCGCAAACUCCGAUACGCCACAAUGUACUUGUUUGAUGGCGGGCUCUUCAUUCCCAAGUUUAGCAUGCUGGCGUUCUAUAUACGUAUCAUUCCGGCGACGUCACCCAAGAUGCGCAAAGGGCUGUGGGCAGUGGUAUUUUUUGUGACAGCAUCAGCCAUCGCGGCCUAUGUCGCCAUUACCUUUUGGUGUGGCACUGAUUUGGCCAUCAACUGGUCCGACAAGCCGGGAGCUUGCUCUGCUUUUAGCGCAAAGCCACUGGGCCAGCUGACGUGGUCCCUUAAUAUCAUUUCCGAGAUUUUCAUAUUCCUCUUACCGCUCCCGAUUAUCCGGAGCCUGAACUUCAGAUAUCGACGCGAGAAGGCAGGUUUGCUUUGCAUGUUUAUGCUUGGUAGCUUGACUAUCACGUCUAGCAUUGUGCGCUUUGCCGUACAGGAUCUUGUCGUGAAUAAUCUGCCCAUGUACAUUCUCGCUAUGGCCGAAUAUACCAUCUCCAUCAUGAUCAUCUCGUGUCUCUCUCUCCGUCCUCUUCUUCGUAAAAUUCACCGCAUUGCCACCGACAGCGGCCAAGGCAGUUCGCGAACGCCACCCUUCUCUCGCUCAGCCAAAUUCUUCCAUCGUAGUAACGCGGAACACCACGGUGGUAUCACUAGUGGUCAACUCUCCUCGACCUGGCGAAAGAGCCGGCCUAAAGGCCCGGUGUAUAUCGAAGGUGCGAUAGCCGAGAACGGCUAUGGGAGCCAAGUGGAAUUGACGGAAUUACAAACAGAGCGAAUAUAUAAAGCUGGAGAGGUUAUUGCAACAAGUGAAAGAGAUAAUCUUAGUGUCAGUGACAACGAGAGGAGUAGCGUCAAAGUCUUGGUAAUACAUAACCCUACUGCUAAUUGCUGA
Molecule: messenger RNA, 1122 nt
Organism: Bipolaris oryzae ATCC 44560
Lineage: Eukaryota; Fungi; Ascomycota; Dothideomycetes; Pleosporales; Pleosporaceae
Exons: 6
Coding region: 1-1122 (373 amino acids)
Source: RefSeq, a predicted model, not a curated record